This is a messenger RNA of Telopea speciosissima, 1016 nucleotides long. RefSeq lists its product as uncharacterized. Bases 30 to 998 code for a protein of 322 amino acids. NCBI's taxonomy places the organism in Eukaryota, Viridiplantae, Streptophyta, Magnoliopsida, Proteales, Proteaceae. The record is from RefSeq and is a predicted model, not a curated record. The transcript has 3 exons.
CAAGUGAUCGAGCCAAAAAAAAAGAAAAAAUGCACGCAAAGACCAAUUCAGAGGUGACGAGUGUGACGGCAUCGUCUCCGACGAGGUCGCCGCCUCGAGGACGGCCGGUGUACUACGUACAGAGCCCAUCGAGAGACUCCCACGAUGGGGGGAAGACGAACGGAUCGAUCCAUUCAACUCCGGUGAUUAGCCCCAUGGGUUCACCUCCUCAUUCUCACUCCUCCGUAGGUCGACAUUCUAGAGAGUCCUCUGCAAGCCGCUUCUCUGGUUUCCUGAAGUCAGGCUCCGGCAAGAUCUUACCUAAUGAAGUCUCCCGUGGUGGUCAUCGCAAGAGCCAUAAGCCUUGGAAGGAACCCUUCGAUGCAAUCGAAGAAGAAGGUCUACUUGACGCUGACGGAACCGAAAAAAGCCUUUCCCGUCGAUGUUAUCUUCUUGCUUUUGUUCUUGGAUUCAUCAUUCUUUUCUCCCUCUUUUCCUUGAUUUUGUGGGGUGCUAGUCUACCUCAGAAACCCAUUAUCACCGUGCAGAGCAUUACAUUCGACCACUUCUCCAUUUCAGCUGGUUCGGAUUCCUCAGGAGUAGCAACCGAUAUGGCCUCAAUGAACUCCACUGUCAAAUUUACGUACCGCAACACUGCAACUUUUUUUGGAGUCCAUGUAACAUCAACACCGCUCGAUCUGAAAUACUACCAGCUUACCGUGGGCGCUGGAACGAUGAAUUAUUUUUAUCAAUCAAGGAAAAGCCAGAGAACGGUGGCAGUGGUGGUUUCCGGAAACCAGAUUCCUCUGUAUGGAGGUGGAGCGACUCUGAGCAGUUUAGGAGGAAACCUGACGGCGCCGGUGCCUCUGAAACUUGAUUUCAUAGUCCGUUCAAGAGCUUACGUUCUGGGUCGUCUGGUUAAACCUCUGUUCUACAGAAACAUCGAAUGCUCAAUCGUCUUUCAACCCAAGAAACUCAAAGUUCCCCUUUCGCUGCAUCAGAAUUGCACAUAUAAUUAAAUUUGUUUUUCAGAUUCU